UUCACAUGAAAGGCUGCUCUUAGUUGAUGACAAGACAGAGAAUUAAAGGUCUUCAUAAAUAGAAAAGGGGUACUAAAAAAAAAAAGGGCCUCUUCUAGCCAUUUGAAAUCAUUGGUCUUAUACAUUCUUUGCCAUUUGUAGAGUGGGCCUCAUCUGUAUCCCCACCCCAUUUCAAAAGCAGCUUUACAUUUAUGAAGCAGACAGGGGAGUAAGUAAAAGGAAUUAGGAGGUUUCCAAGUCAUGAGAUGUUGUUAUCUGUUGUAUGAGAGUAUCUUUCUUACAACUUAAAAGGGCCUAAAACUCUGCUUAUAUAACUAAGUUUAGUUCACCUGUAAAGGUGCCUCCUGGUAAUAAAGGCCAGAGAAGUUAUUGUGCAGAGACAGCUAAGCAGUACUUUCUCUUUCAAUGAUGCAUGUUUUUUUAUUGUUAUUGUGCAUGAAAGAGUCAAAUAGAUAAAGGCCAUUUACCUCCAGUCAAGAAGAUUGCAUUGCAGCUUGCCCAAUAGCCAAUCACUAUUCCACACACAACUGCUUAUUUUUCUUCCAUAAAUAUAGCAUCACCACUUCUUCCUGUUUCUCUACCAUGGAUUCUUCUAAGAUCCUUGAGGGUACCGGAGAAUGUAGCAGCACCGAAUCCGGGUGGACGACGUAUAUAGCUUCACCGGUCGACGAACAUGAUCAUACUGACUAUGAUGACGACGAUGACGAUGACAAUGGCAGCUUAGGCGAAAAAGCCUACAAGAAAGUUGCCCAGGAAGACGUUGACAACGUCGAUAGCGAUGACUCAAUGGCUUCUGAUGCAUCAUCUGGUCCGAGUGAUCAAGGGCAUUUAUUAGGCAGAAGUUGUGGUUUCGGCCAUGCAGGGAACAGAGCUGAAAGUAAGUAUGUUGGCAAGAAACAUAACCAACAAGAAGAGAAGAAAAAACAUCAUGAGCAGAUAAAGGCAGAAAAAGACAAGUCCGGGAACAGGGCAAACAGUGCUGGAAGGUCCAAGAAAACAUGAACAUGUCUUUUCAGGACAACAUGCGGAACCUUUCCAAGUAAGGUGUGUUUAUCCCCGGAAGGCAUAAAGCUGGUAUAUAGAUUUUGUAGGUCUUCUUUUCCAUGUAUAAUGAAAUCUUAAAUAUGGAAAAUGUCCGCAAUU
This is a messenger RNA of Sesamum indicum (sesame), 1143 nucleotides long. RefSeq lists its product as uncharacterized. Gene Ontology annotation, biological process: cytokinin biosynthetic process. Lineage: Eukaryota; Viridiplantae; Streptophyta; Magnoliopsida; Lamiales; Pedaliaceae. The record is from RefSeq and is a predicted model, not a curated record.